AUGCCUAUCCUUGAAGUAAAUGGUAACAUAAUCUCUCAGAGCACUACGGUUUGUCGCUAUUUGGCUCAUACUAUAGGCAUUGACAGCAAGGACAGCUUUCAGAAAACUCAGAUAGAUAUGAUAGCUGAAACAUGUACCCGCGACAUUGCUGAAAAGUUUUAUAAUUAUCGCUCAUCGAUGAAAGUACCUGACGAACCGGUGAGGCUAAGCUACGUCGAUUUUGCAUACUAUUGUAUGAUGAUCACUAAUGUCAUGCCUGUAAUGAACAAUUUUUCGACAUCAUAUCCUAAAUCAUCUGAUGUAUAUACCCGAAUUGCCAAAGAACCUAAGAUUGAAGAAUGGGAAAGGACUAAACCGGAAAUCAGAAUGUAA
Molecule: messenger RNA, 372 nt
Organism: Trichoplax adhaerens
Lineage: Eukaryota; Metazoa; Placozoa; Uniplacotomia; Trichoplacea; Trichoplacidae
Exons: 3
Coding region: 1-372 (123 amino acids)
Biological process (GO): glutathione metabolic process
Molecular function (GO): glutathione transferase activity
Source: RefSeq, a predicted model, not a curated record